This is a messenger RNA of Magnolia sinica, 1252 nucleotides long. RefSeq lists its product as uncharacterized. The transcript has 5 exons. The coding region runs from base 242 to 1132 and encodes 296 amino acids. NCBI's taxonomy places the organism in Eukaryota, Viridiplantae, Streptophyta, Magnoliopsida, Magnoliales, Magnoliaceae. The record is from RefSeq and is a predicted model, not a curated record.
CAUGCGUGGCCCACCUGAUGAGAGGACCUUCCUCAUUUUUGGGCCACACAUGAUGAAAUACUCAAUUUCACUCGUACGAAUUGGAUUCGUUGUCCGUUUCUCUUCCUCCGCAACGAAACCAGAGAGGCCGUGUUUGAAGUUCGAUUGGAGACGCGUCAAAGCCGUCUGAGAGGAGGAAUAACAAAAUCAAACCUCUUGGAGAAGAGAUCCACAAAAACAAACGCACGUGCGCGCUGGGAAGAUGUAUCUGAAGAAGGCCCUGUGGGCCCCAACGGAGGGGGAGGACGGCGUGGAUCAAUCUCCACCGUCACCGGCCGUAUCAGAGCUGGUGUCAUCACUCAACAGGCAGAGGCUAUACAGGGAGGUGACGCUGGCCCUCAGAACGGGCCUCCGAGAUGCAAGGGCCGACUUCUCAUUCCUCAGAGUCCGCGGCCUUCGCAACAUCCUCAAAUUCCUUCGGUCCGUCGCGGAGUCCGAGGCCACCAUCCGUCUCUUCCUCGAUACUCAAUCCAUCCCCCAACUCCAAGUGGUUCCUGUUCUCUUUCAGAAUACAUUGAGGCAAUCAAAAAGUGACCCUGUUUUGAACUUGGAUCAUAUAUUCAGUGUGGAGCCUAUGCAGAUAACUAGCCCUGCAACGGACUGUGAAGUUGCCCUUGCUCUUAGAGUUUUGGAAGGAUGUUGUCUACUAAACAGGGAGAGCACUGCUUUAGCUCAUCAACAAAAGGCCAUAAAGGUUCUUCUAAAUAUAUUAUCAACUCAUGGAAUACUUGAGCAAGGUGCAUGCUUAGAUGCCUUAAUCUCUAUAAUGUUGGAUUCAUCAGCCAAUCAGAUGGAUUUUGAGGCAUGCCGUGGAAUUGAUAAAAUUGCAGAGCUUAUAAAAGAUAAGCAGGGGGAUGAAAAUAUAAGAUUGAAAUGUGGGGAGUUUUUGCUGCUGCUUAUUGGACAUGUAAAUGGAAGGGACAGGUCCCCCAUGGCAACCAUACAUGAAGACAUAAGACGACUUCUGGGUGAGAAAAGCGCGUCGCUGAUAUGGGCUGCAAGCCAGUUUGGGUCAACCCUGGACCCAGAGCAGAGACUGACAGCCCUUCACAUCCAGGCUCGUAGGGUGCUCGAAUCCUUGGAACUGUACUGAAACUGUACUGAUAAGGGGAUCCAUGCAAUAUUAUAGGUUGCCUUUCUUUGUUUUUGUGCCUCAGCUGUAAAAAUAACUUCCAGGAGCUUUAAUGGGACUGUAAUCUGUUUUUGACAUUCA